Messenger RNA from Ziziphus jujuba (common jujube), 843 nucleotides. RefSeq lists its product as uncharacterized. The record is from RefSeq and is a predicted model, not a curated record. Bases 1 to 843 code for a protein of 280 amino acids. The transcript has a single exon. NCBI's taxonomy places the organism in Eukaryota, Viridiplantae, Streptophyta, Magnoliopsida, Rosales, Rhamnaceae.
AUGCUGGAACUUGAAACUGUGAAGGAUUUUUCAAACAAAUUUAUAAAGAGUGUCAAUAAAAUCCGGUUACUUGGUGAAUCUUUUCCAGACCAAAGGAUUAUUGAAAAGAUUCUUAUAUGUCUUCUAGAGAAAUAUGAAGCAAAUAUCUCAACUUUAGAGGAAACAAGAGACCUUACACAACUCACAGUUGCUGAAUUGAUCAAUGCCUUCCAAGCCACAGAACAAAGGAGGAGUUUUUGGCUACAAAGUGAACCAAGCUCAAGUGAAGCAACCCUUGCAGCAAAUAACAAAGGCAAAACAAUCCAGCAACCAAGGCCUUUUCAAAGGCAAAAUAAAGGCAAGGAGACCGCUAACCAAAGAGGGAACAAGAUGACCUAUGGUCCUUGCAUAAUAUUCAAGAAGCAAGGACGCAUGGCCAAGAUAUGCUGGUGGAGGUCGAAUGCUCAAUGCAAGGUUUCCAAGCAAUUCGAUCACAUGGACAAAGUUUACAAACAAAGAAACCAAAGGCAAGAAACAAUACAAGCUCAUGAACCCGAAGAAUUAAAUGGAAAGCAUGAGUAUACUUUUACAACAACUUGCAAUCUUGCAACCACAACCAAAGACAAAUGGAUUUUGGACAGUGAAUGCACAAAUCAUAUGUGCAACAACCGUGACUUGUUUGUCAAGUUCAACUCAAGAAUUGCAACAAAAAUUAAAGCAGCAAAUGGACAGAUCAUGGAGGCACAAGGAAAAGAAGAUUUGGUCAUUAAAAUACUAAAAGGUACAAUUAAAAUUACCAAUGUUUUAUAUGUACCAAAUAUGUCCAAAAAUUUACUUAGUGUGCCACAACUUAUGAAGAAAUGA